GAAGAAAACGGGAAGCUCAGGAGGGCUGUGCCUGUGAGUGAACACUGCUCAGUCAACCUCCAGCCGUCGUAGGGGAAGGUUCGCGCUUUCUGCUAAUCCGUCUCGACUGCUUAAGCAAAAUGACCGUAGACUUCUACUACUUGCCUAUGUCUGGUCCUUGUCGGUCUGUGUUGCUGACGGCCAAGGCUGUCGGCGUGGACCUCAACCUGAAGGAGGUUAAUCUGAUGGCCGGAGAGCAGCUGAAGCCUGAGUUUGUGGCAAUAAACCCGCAGCAUACCGUUCCCACCCUGGUCGAUGGUGAUUUCAUCCUCUGGGAAAGCCGCCCCAUCUGCACAUACCUUGCCACUCAGUACGGGAAGGACAACACCCUCUACCCUAGUGAUCCCAAGACCCGAGCCACUGUGGACCGUCUUCUGUACUUCGACAUGGGCACGCUCUAUCACCGCUUCAGCGAAUAUGCCUACCCAGUCUUGUUUGGUGGCGUAGAAAAGGUGGAUCCAAAGAAGCUAGAACCCCUGCACGAGGCACUGGCAUGGCUGAACGACUUCCUAGCCGGCCAUGAGUGGGCCAUCGGCAACAACAUUACGGUCGCUGACAACGUCCUUGUGGCUACAGUCUCAACACUUGAAGCUUCAGGAAUAGAUAUUGCCAAACACUCGAAUGUGGCUGCCUGGCUGGAGAAGUGCAAGUCCACUCUGCCAGGCUACAGCGAAGUGAAUGAGCCUGGUGCUGUAGAGUUUGGCAAGUUUGCCAAAGAUAAGCUGAGCACAAACUAAUUUGAAAGUAUAAAAAUCCCUUAUAACAUUUUGGCACUGUGACAAUUCUAAAAAUAAAAAUGGUUAACUUUUAUAAAUAUGUAACCUAAAAUCUAGAUACUGUACUAGUACUUUAUUUUAGUAUGUUUUGAAAGUCUUGCACCAAUUUUCAGGAUGGCCAUGUUUCCUAAUGUCCAUAAGGGCAAUUAGUCCCUUGAUGAAUCCUUGGUGAAUCCAAUACCUUUAUCACCUGCCUUGUGUCUUUCUGUUCUUGUCUUGUCAUCUUGAAUGCUAUUUAGUGCCUUUAGAUUAUCCUGUGACUGGUGGUGCUAGUCUUCCCAGCUUGGUGCCUUUUGAUAAUUUGUUUUUCACAGGGUAAAAGGCUAUAUUGUGAAAUUAUUAAUGAUCAUUAACUGAUAAGCUAUCUAUGAAUAUCUAAAAGAUCUGUAUUUGUUAUUCAGCAUAAAGCAUAUGUCUA
Messenger RNA from Procambarus clarkii (red swamp crayfish), 1233 nucleotides. RefSeq names its product glutathione S-transferase 1-1. The record is from RefSeq and is a predicted model, not a curated record. Lineage: Eukaryota; Metazoa; Arthropoda; Malacostraca; Decapoda; Cambaridae. Gene Ontology annotation, biological process: glutathione metabolic process. Gene Ontology annotation, molecular function: glutathione transferase activity.